CAUAAGGCUCAUAAAGCAGGAGAUUAACUGGGGUUGAGGAACACGGAAAACAUCUGAAACACAACACUGCUCUGGGCACAACCAUGUUGACUUGUUGUGUAUGUAUGGAUGUAUCUAAUUCCAAUGAGGCAAAAUGGGACAGCCCACAGUAUUGACUAUAAAAAGCUAAGGCGUCCAGGACAGGACGCACGAUCAGGGGCGGACAUUCGUUUUGUUCUCCUCCUUCACGGUUUGGUCCGACCGAGAGAGAGAGAUCGUGUUAUUUCGGGUAGCUACUAUCGGCAUACGGCAGGUGAGUUCACGACAGCUCACACGGAGUGUAUAGACUACGAGCCUGGCAGUUUAUCUAUCUCUAGUUAAAUAUAGCGAGUGUCCUGGUUUCAGCACUGCAGGUCGUUAACAGCUCCAACAACACCAGAGGAGAGCGGAGAUUUGAAGAGCCCCUCCCCGCCCAAGUAACAACCAGAGCCGGCAGAGUCCAAGCGCAGCCCUGUUGUCAGUUUCAGCACCAACAGCAAGGAAGAGCAGAGCUGUCCAAACAUCCAGCAGUUUGUGACCGCUAUCGUCGGUUGGAUCAUCCACACAACACAACACCCCCAAGACAGCUAUAACCGGGAGUCAUCUAGCGGGAAAUAGCCUACAGCCACCGAUUGAGUGGAUAUUUUAUUUCAGAAUGGCGUCCAAAGGAAUGGGAGUUCUCCUUCUGCUCGAUUUUGCUGUGACUGUCUCCCAGAUUUCUGCUUUUCCCACACCUGCCGAGGAUGAUAAAGCUGUAGUUUACAACAGACGACUGACUGAGGAGAGACCAAUCCAGGAGCAGAUUGCAGAGGCAGAUGAUGUGAAAGCAGCAGUGGAGUCUGCAGACACCAAACCUGCUGUGGAGCCUAAAGAGGUGAAAGAGGCAGAACCAGAACAAGAGAACGAUGACUUCACUCUGCUCAAGUCCCUGGCCGAAGGUCAAAGGUCAAAAGAGACCAAUGAGACGCCGGUCAGAGAAAGCCUGGAGAAGGAGCCUUACUUUCCAGACGAAUCAGAUUCCACCAAGAACCGCCGGCUAGUCGAAGACUAUGACUCAACAAAGAUGGAAAACGGCAAGUACCAAGAUGACCCAGAGAGCUUCAGGCAGGUGGAUGGUACCCCUCUAACGGCUGAAGACAUCGUCCAGAAGAUCGCUACUAAGAUAUACGAGGAGGACGACAGAGGUGUAUUUGACAGGAUUGUCUCCAAGCUGCUCAGACUGGGCCUGAUAACAGACAGCCAGGCAGACAGUUUGGAGUACGAGGUAGCCGAGGCUCUUCAGGAUCUCAUCACUAAGAACGCAAAGAACAAUGAGAUUGAGGACCUGGGAGAGGACUAUCCCGUGACCCGGGGUGACCAGGAUGACCAGAAUCCCGACGCUAGCAUGGAUGUUACUGGUUCCCCCAACCGUCGGUACGAUGAAGAAGAUGAUGAUGAAGAUCAGGCGGCCAUUGAUGACGACGUGGACAGAGGAGAGGAUGACACAGUGGAUAACACCUGGGAUAGAGAGAGUGAGGGAGAAGGGGAGGAGGAGAGGAGUGAGGGAGAGAGAGAUGAGGGAAACGAGUUGAGCCCAGAGGAUGGUCUUCAGGACCUUCAGUACUUCCCCAACUUCUACCGUCUGCUAAAGAGUCUAGACUCAGAGCAAGACUCCCAGGAGAGAGAGACUCUGAUCACUAUCAUGAAGACUCUGAUUGACUUUGUCAAGAUGAUGGUGAAAUAUGGAACCAUCACACCUGAAGAGGGAGUCUCCUACCUUGAGAACCUGGAUGCUAUGAUCGCUCUGCAGACCAAGAAUAAGCUGGGGAAAACACUGGGGAUCCCUGGCAUCAUCCCUCCUACAGGGAAGACCCCAGAGGACGAUGACAACACCAAGGCAGAGGCGGCCAAGAUGCAAAAGGAGUAUGAGAACCUGAAAGACUCAACCAAGGAAGAAGCGCCGUCCACUGAGACCAGAGAUCACCCAGGCAAGUCUGAGAUCUACUUGGAAGCCAUCAGGAAGAACAUUGAGUGGCUGAAGAAACACAACAAAGACGAGGGCAAAGACGAUUACGACCUGUCCAAAUUGAGGGACUUCAUGGACCAACAAGUGGACUCCUACAUUGACAAGGGCAUCAUCGAGAAGGGUGAGGGAGAGACCAUCAAGAGGAUCUAUGGCAGCCUGUAACCUUCAACCAACCUUAAAAUAACCAACAACCAACCUUCAAACACCUACGACCAACCUUCAAAAAACCCACUGGAAAUGUAUGACGAUUGAUAAACCUAUGAAUAGGGCCUAGAGUUGUUCCUGUUCUGGAAACAUGGCUUGGACUCACUCACAAUGAGCAGAAUCCAAACUUGACAUGAUGAUCCCUGAAAGUAACUGACUGAUUUUGGUGUGAAUUCUUACCUUGAUGUCAGUGGGAGUUUGGUGUGAAAGUUUGAGUAAAGCGAGUGGAUCUCAAGUUAGGAUUCGGCCUCUAUGAGAUGAAAGGUAUGACCUUUAUGUAUUAAAAAUAAACCAUUUAGGCAAAAACAUAUUGUAUUUGACAUUUCCAGAAAGCUGGAAUGCAAUAAUGGUAAUAUUAUCACUGAAAGUAUAUAUUUAACUAUACAGCUAGAAAACAAUCAGCAACAGUCCGAUGUCACUGAAUGGCACUGACUCGAUUGGGAAGGGGAAAUUCAAUAGUCCGAUGUCACUGAAUGGCACUGACUCGAUUGGGAAAUUCAAUAGUCCGCUGUCACUGAAUGGCACUGACUCGAUUGGGAAAUUCAAUAGUCCGAUGUCACUGAAUGGCACUGACUCGAUUGGGAAGGGGAAAUUCAAUAGUCCGAUGUCACUGAAUGGCACUGACUCGAUUGUGAAAUUCAAUAGUCAGAUGUCACUGAAUGGCACUGACUCGAUUGGGAAAUUUAAUAGUCAGAUGUCACUGAAUGGCACUGACUCGAUUGGGAAAUUCAAUAGUCCGAUGUCACUGAAUGGCACUGACUCGAUUGGGAAAUUCAAUAGUCAGAUGUCACUGAAUGGCACUGACUCGAUUGGGAAGGGGAAAUUCAAUAGUCCGAUGUCACUGAAUGGCACUGACUCGAUUGGGAAAUUCAAUAGUCCGAUAUCACUGAAUGGCACUGACUCGAUUGGGAAAUUCAAUAGUCCGAUGUCACUGAAUGGCACUGACUCGAUUGGGAAGGGGAAAUUCAAUAGUCCGAUGUCACUGAAUGGCACUGACUCGAUUGGGAAAUUCAAUAGUCCGAUGUCACUGAAUGGCACUGACUCGAUUGGGAAAUUCAAUAGUCCGAUGUCACUGAAUGGCACUGACUCGAUUGGGAAAUUCAAUAGUCCGAUGUCACUGAAUGGCACUGACUCGAUUGGGAAAUUCAAUAGUCCGAUGUCACUGAAUGGCACUGACUCGAUUGGGAAAUUCAAUAGUCAGAUGUCACUGAAUGGCACUGACUCGAUUGGGAAAUUCAAUAGUCAGAUGUCACUGAAUGGCACUGACUCGAUUGGGAAAUUCAAUAGUCAGAUGUCACUGAAUGGCACUGACUCGAUUGGGAAAUUCAAUAGUCCGAUGUCACUGAAUGGCACUGACUCGAUUGGGAAAUUCAAUAGUCAGAUGUCACUGAAUGGCACUGACUCGAUUGGGAAAUUCAAUAGUCCGAUGUCACUGACUCGAUUGGGAAGGGGAAAUUCAAUAGUCCGAUGUCACUGAAUGGCACUGACUCGAUUGGUAAAUUCAAUAGUUAUUCUGUCAAAUCAACUGACUGACUGAUCUACUUACUAGAUGAAAGCUUUGACUACCUUGAGGAGUGAAAUGUUGACCUACUGAGGGGGAAUGAGUGUUCAACCAUCCCAAUGGACACACACUGGUUGACUCAACGUUGUUUCCACGUCAUUACGUUGAACCAAUUUGGAAUAGACGUUGAAUUGAUGUCUGUGCCUAGUGGAAAGGAUGUGUCCCAAAUUGCAUACUAUUCCCUAUUUAGUGCGUUAUUUUUGACUAGGCCCUAUAGGGCUCUGGUUAAAAAUAGUGCACUAUAUAGGAAGUAGGGUGCCAUUUGGUACAGAGAUAGGUCUGAUAGUAGAGUUCCAACUUUAGCUUUCUCAUCAAUUGCAGGUAAUAUGUUUGUCUUUGCAAUAGACUUUUGCAACAAGUACACAUAUAUCUAAAUGUAUUCAUUCUAUGUAAUCUGUCCUAUCAUAUUCUAAUUCUUAUUUUUUCAAUCCAGCAUCAAUGUAAAAUCUAUUGUAUUAAGGCUUUUAACUCAACCAAAAACAGUUGUGUUGUCCAGUAUCAUUUCAGCCCUGUAUGUCCAUCCUCUCCUCUUCGUUCUGGGGUAACUCCUUUGGGGCCCUCCUGUUUUUGUAAUUUCCCUCUAUCUGAUUUCUGCAAAAUGGGUAGUAGUGGGAAGUUGCCUCUAGAUGCUGAUCGUGGAUCAGUUGUAUAUUUUCCCCACUAAUGGUAAAGGUUAGGAUUGUGGGAGGACAAGCUGAUCCUAGAUCUGUCCCCAGCUUCAAUAUGUCUCAGUAUAUUUAACAUGUAUACUACCACUCUAGAGACACAAAAUUAAGUAUUUUUAAAUGUAAAUAUUUGUGAUGUUUUUUCCAAAAAUGUAAAAGCAAUUAAAACAUUGCCUUUCUUAA
Messenger RNA from Oncorhynchus nerka (sockeye salmon), 4636 nucleotides. Its product is annotated as secretogranin-3. Lineage: Eukaryota; Metazoa; Chordata; Actinopteri; Salmoniformes; Salmonidae. Gene Ontology annotation, cellular component: secretory granule membrane. The record is from RefSeq and is a predicted model, not a curated record. Gene Ontology annotation, biological process: protein localization to secretory granule.